UGGGGAUAUAGUACUAUGCUAGGAGAGCUAAAGGACACAUCACCAGCCGUAUUGCUGGUCGCCAAGCGGGACCCCGGUUGCCUUGAGGCGGCUCUCAAGGACAACAUCGGCCGCUCCGUCAGUCAGCUUCUCGGGGGAAUCGUUGGGGUGUUAAAAUACCCUUGAUUAUCGCCAUUCGUAUUAUUUUCCUUUUUCCCCUUUUUCAAUGUCAAGAGGAGCCGCUACCUAUUGGGAUCUUUUUUCGUGAUUUAACUUUUUUUUUUCCGGGGGGGUGCCUUCUUCCCCCUUCCCAGAUUUCCCUCGCCCCUGGUGUUGACAGAAAAAAAAAGUUCAGGCUUUCGCUCUGUUGGUACAUGCUGGUGGGAUACGCAUAAAGAGAUCAUCCAGGAAUGGUGGAUCACCUGCUUCCUGCGGAUGAAUCUUUCUCGUCCACGAGGCCUUUGAUUGGAUACUUUGGGGACAUGACAGCAGUGGGGAGGUCCUACCAAAUGCUGCCCUCCCCCUUGUCUGAAGAUGACAGUGAUUCUUCAAGUUUUUGCUCUUGUUCCAGCCCUGAUUCCCAGGUUCUUGGCUCAAGCUACGGGAGCUCAUCGAGUGCAGAGAGCCAGGACAGUAUCUUGGACUACUUGUUGUCCCAAGCGACCUUAGGUAAUGGCCACGCCUCUUGGUGGGACAAAAGGAGAUUUCAGCCCAUUGUGAAGGAGGAGCAUUUUAGGAUGCCAGACUUCACGGUGGAGAUGGAAGAUUCUGGACCAUUCCAGCCCACUCUUGAGGAGAUAGAGGAGUUUCUAGAAGAGAACAUGGAAACUGAUCUCAAGGAAGGGCCUAAAAGUGAGACCAAAGACAUGAGAGCUUGUAGCCAAAUUACUGUGGCUUCCAUGCCACAAAAAGACCACAUGGGGCCCAGCAUCAGUCUAAAAGACAGUAAAAGCGAACAGUUGGGCAGUACGGUGGAAAGUAGCCAUGCAUCAAAUGGAGCAGUGUCCCUUGAUGGAGGGAUACCAGUCAUGCUCCAAAUCCAACCAGUACAAGUUAAACAAGCAUUGGAGAUGAGCCCUAGUUCACAAGGACCAGUGCAAGAGAACAUUAAAAUUGCACAGCUCCUGGUCAACAUCCAAGGGCAAACAUUUGCACUGGUGCCACAGCUUGUUCAGUCUUCCAGCUUGAACUCAUCUUCCAAAUUUGUCCGCAUAGCCCCAGUUCCAAUAGCUGCAAAACCUAUUGGGCCAGGAGGUACAAUCCAGGGCCAAGCUGGGGUCAUCAUGGGUCAAAAGUUUCAAAAGAAUCCUGCAGCAGAACUUAUUAAAAUGCACAAAUGUACUUUCCCUGGAUGUACCAAGAUGUACACCAAAAGCAGCCAUUUGAAAGCUCAUCUGAGAAGGCACACAGGAGAAAAACCCUUUGCGUGUACUUGGCCUGGUUGCGGAUGGAGGUUUUCGCGGUCAGAUGAACUUUCUCGGCACAGGCGCUCCCACUCCGGGGUGAAGCCGUAUCAGUGCCCUGUGUGCGAGAAAAAGUUUGCUCGGAGUGACCACUUGUCCAAGCACGUCAAAGUCCACCGGUUUCCAAGAAGCAGCCGCUCUGUGCGCUCAGCGAACUGAUGUUGUCCCGCCGGCUCCCUUCCGCCUGCCCAUCCAAGAACUGUCCCCAGCAGCACUUUCUGCAGUCUCUGUCUCACAAUAAUUUAUUUAUCUCCAUAUAACAGCUGAGGCCGUGACUUCACACAAGCAUCUUCUUUUUCAUCACCUUCGCCUUACUUUGUUCCUUUCCUUUUCUUUGCUGUUGCUGCUUCUUUUGAAAAUUACAGUGUUUUAUUUUUAGCUGUUUUCUCCUGCGCCAUGAUAAUUUAUGGGCUACUUGCUGCUAGUUAAUUAUAGUUCUGGCAUUCCUGAGGGCUUUGCUCAUGUACAGGGCUAUUCAAUGUGAGUUUUCUUUUCACUAUUAUUAUUAAUUAUUGUUAUUAUAAGCUGGCCUAUUUGGCCAGUUUGGAAACAGCAAAUUCCCUUUUGAAAUGAGAACAAGUCCUUUGUUUUUUGUGAGGGGUUCUAUUGUUGUUGUUGUUUUUGAGCUGGUGUUGGCGGUUCAUUAGCUACGAUCUUGUAGCAGCUAUCAAAAGAGGAAGAGGAAGAGUAGGUCUGCCAUCUUGCAAGGGAGGGAUGGAACAGGGUUUGCUAAACAGUGAGUCUUACUCAUCUAAGUAAAACCGUAUUUUGUUCAUAACCAAAAUAGAGGCCUGAAAUUGAAUCCCAGAUUCUUCCAGGUUUGGUGCAGGGUUGACACCAGUUCCUGCUCUUCUCUUCUCUCUGCCAUGGUCCACCCCCUUAGCCCCACGUAGCAGCCAGUAUUUUUGAAAUCAACAGCUGGCAACCUGAGUAUCUGAGGGACAGAGAGAUGAAAAUAUGGAUGAAGGGUUGGAUCCAGAGCUAAAUGUUGGAAAUUAAUGGGACUUAUACUAGCCAUGGCUAACUUGAGAUUGUCAUGAUGACUAACCUUAGGGAAGUCUUGAUUUCUAACAUAUGCCAGCCCUUUUCAGUCAUUCAGUCCAGGGUUAAAGAAUGUGCAUCAAGUGAGAUGCAUCUCAGCAACAGGUUUUGCUUCCACCAAUACUGUGUGUUCAGACCUCUUAGACUAUGGGAGAAACCUGUUGCCAAAAUGCCCACUGCUAAGGUGGCCAUUGGUGCCCCUUGACAGGACAGUCCUCUCUUGCAAAACAUUCUCUAUCCUCUGUUGAAACGGUUGUCCAGUCCAAGCCUGCCUUAAAAAUGAUCCCCCCCCCACCAAGAAGGGGGAGCAGACAUUUUGCCUCGUCCCUUAGCAGCUGGGUGGGGGACUGAGCAGGUGCGUUGCCCACAGUCUACCCUGCUCUGGUGAGAUGUAUUGCACUGCGGUUUUCAUUAUAAUAAUCAUGUCUAAAUUUGCACCUGUUUUUGCAAAUUAGCCUAUGCACAUUUAAUGCAAACCCGCACCACCUUACGUCCUUUUCUUUGUCAGUGGGUUUUGGUGGCAUACCAUCUUCCAUGCCAUACCUGUUGAUUGUUGGCAAACUGCACAGCUGGAAAGGGCUCAGACAAUCUUCGCGCUUCUCUCCUGCUCUGCCUGCUAGGUUGCUGUUGGGUAGGAGCACUAAAUACCAUCUUUCCCAGGAAUCCAAAUAUAGAUUAAUUAAUGUGCUGUAUAGCAGACUGAAUAUUUGUCUCGAGGUCUUUCAACAGGGCCAUGAUGCACAGUCCCACAGUCAGGAUGUGGGAGAACUGGCCGGUGAGAGCCUUGCUCCCACUGCUUGCUGUUCCGCCCUGUUUCACUGUGUGGAUGGCCUUCGUCAAAUGGCGAUCUUGCAGGAGUCUGCAUACCUUGGCCAGAAACCUUCAGCAUUACCUUUAGGUGGUUCCUCAUGGCCGCAGCAGUAACUGUGAUGGCAGAGCAAGAAAUGCUGGACUCAUUCCCCCACUACCCCGUGGUACGAAAUACAAUCCUUGUCCUCAGUGGCUGGGAUGGGAAGACUUAAGACUUAGUGAAUGUUUUGUGAAAGCACUUUUAGAGCCUUAGGUGGCAAGCAGUACCCAAAUGUUGAGUAUUCUCAUGGGCCACUAUUCAGAGAGCACUGCAACUGGGACAUCGGGAGUCCCAGCUAGCUAGAGCGGUAGCUAGCAUGAGGGGUCACCCCCCACCUGCCAAAUACAUGCAUACUUAUACAUAAAUAUAGACAUAUAAUCUGAUACUGGCCGCAAAAUUAUUGCAUUAAGCAACACUUUCCCACUUUUUUUCUUUAUGUACUCUGCUGAUUGUAGGAUGCUUUCUAGACACAUAGAAUCUGAUACUUAGAGAAGUUUUAUAAAUAUAUAAAUAUAUAUAUAUAUAAAGGAUGUUGCAUCACCUCUCUGAUUACAGAGAGAGUGUCUGUAAGCAAAAUGAAGUAAACAUAAUCCAUGACUAAAUUCCACUGAAGGCAAUGGGACAGGAUCAGUUAAUGCCAGCUUAAGCUCCGUUGCUUUCAAUAGAACUUUAGAAUUAUGGCCUCCCUCUCCUCCUUCCCUUUUUGUCAUCAGCCAAAUCGUAAAUAAAGCACUGCAAAAUUCUAGCAUUAGUAGGUCAAAAUGGAGACCCUGUUGUCACGUAAGAGCAAAAGCUCCACUACCAUCUUCUAGGAAUGCAUUCCGCUUGUCCUUCGAAAAUACGUGUAAAUGAAUCUCUCUUCUAUUGACUGGUUUUUAUCUCACAUCCUAUGAAUGUAUGUAAAUAAAAUUGUACAUAUCGCAUAUCUAUAUAAAAUAUCUUUUAAUAACAUGAAAAAUUGUAUAAAUUGGAAACAAAAGAAUAUCUUUAAAGUCAGUGUACAUAAGUUACAAUUCUGUAUUUUUUUUCUUUUGUCCUUCAUAAAAUAUAUUUACUUUGACAAUAAAAAGAAAUUUGAAAUUUUACAAA
This is a messenger RNA of Varanus komodoensis (Komodo dragon), 4422 nucleotides long. It is a transcript of the gene KLF15, whose product is annotated as Kruppel like factor 15. Gene Ontology annotation, molecular function: RNA polymerase II cis-regulatory region sequence-specific DNA binding; DNA-binding transcription factor activity, RNA polymerase II-specific. Lineage: Eukaryota; Metazoa; Chordata; Lepidosauria; Squamata; Varanidae. The record is from RefSeq and is a predicted model, not a curated record. Bases 390 to 1601 code for a protein of 403 amino acids. Gene Ontology annotation, biological process: regulation of transcription by RNA polymerase II. The transcript has 3 exons.